GUGCGCACAGAAGCUGACUUCGGAGGGGAAACUUUCUUCUCUGUUGGGGAAGGGGUUAGCCCUGCUCCCCGCACCCAAGAGAACUGCGGCCAGAGUCAUUAGACAUUGCUAUGGGAGACGUGUAAACUCGCGACGCAUCCUUGAUGCAUAUAGCAAACCAUUUCACUUGAGUUAUUAUUUCAGGGGAAGCGUCUCCGAUUUUUUCUUUCCUUUUUGGUCCUUUUUGCCUGUGUGGUUUGGAAAAGGCACAGUUGGAGUAGCUGGUUCCUAAAUAAGUCCUGGGAGCCAGCUGAGACGAUGUUGCGGAGGCUGGUUCACCAGUGGAGCGUCGCAGUGUUCCUGCUGAGCUACUCCGUGCCCUCCUGCGGGCGCUCAGUGGAGGAGCUCGGCCGACGGCUCAAAAGGGCCGUGUCUGAACAUCAGCUCCUCCAUGACAAGGGCAAGUCCAUCCAAGACCUGCGGCGACGGUUCUUCCUUCACCACCUGAUCGCAGAAAUCCACACGGCGGAAAUCAGAGCUACCUCGGAGAUGUCCCCCAACUCCAAGCCUGCUCCUAACACAAAGAACCACCCGGUGCGAUUUGGGUCCGACGACGAGGGCAGAUACCUAACUCAGGAAACCAACAAGGUGGAGACGUACAAAGAGCAGCCCCUGAAGACACCCGGCAAAAAAAAGAAAGGCAAGCCUGGAAAACGCAAGGAACAGGAAAAGAAGAAGCGGCGGACGCGGUCGGCCUGGCGAGGCGCGGUGGCUGGGAGCGGGCUGGACGCUGCCCGCCCCUCGGACUCGGCCUCCAUCGCGCUGGAGCGCCUCUCACGGAGGCAUUGAAAUUUUCAGUGAGACCUUCAGAAGACAUAUUGCAGAAUUCUGUAAUAGAGUGGACAUAUGGAAAGUAUUAGAAAUAUUUAUUGUCUGUAAAUACUGUAAAUGCAUUGGAAUAAAACUGUCUCCCCUAUCACUCUAUGAAACUGCACGUUGAUCAUUGUGAAUAUUUUUUUUUGCCAAGGCUAAUUCAAUUAUUAUUAUCACAUUUACUAUAAUUUAUUUUGUCAACCGAUGUAUUUAUUUUGUAAAUGUAUCUUGGUGCUGCUGAAUUUCUAUAUUUUUUGUAACAUAAUGCACUUUAGAUAUACAUAUCAAGUAUGUUGAGAAAUGACACAAUAAAGUGUCUUUAUUUUGUGGUUGAUUUUAAUGAAUGCCUAAAUAUAAUUAUCCAAACUGAUUUUCCUCUGUGCAUGUAAAAAUAGCAGUAUUUUAAAUUUGUAAAGAAUGUCUAAUAAAAUGUAAUCUAAAUUACCUCAUGA
Condylura cristata (star-nosed mole) is the source of this 1304-nucleotide messenger RNA. It is a transcript of the gene PTHLH, whose product is annotated as parathyroid hormone-like hormone. The transcript has 4 exons. Gene Ontology annotation, biological process: adenylate cyclase-activating G protein-coupled receptor signaling pathway; osteoblast development; bone mineralization. Gene Ontology annotation, molecular function: hormone activity; peptide hormone receptor binding. Bases 298 to 828 code for a protein of 176 amino acids. The record is from RefSeq and is a predicted model, not a curated record. Gene Ontology annotation, cellular component: extracellular region. NCBI's taxonomy places the organism in Eukaryota, Metazoa, Chordata, Mammalia, Eulipotyphla, Talpidae.